Molecule: messenger RNA, 909 nt
Organism: Triticum dicoccoides
Lineage: Eukaryota; Viridiplantae; Streptophyta; Magnoliopsida; Poales; Poaceae
Exons: 2
Coding region: 196-582 (128 amino acids)
Source: RefSeq, a predicted model, not a curated record
CGGACAUGACCAGCAGCAGCACCGCCCCCGGAUGAGCAUGUUCCCGACCCCUUCCGCUCGCCUGGACUGAUCCGCUCCGGUGGGCGCCUCCUCCUCUCUAUAUACAACACGCGUACGCAGUCUCCAAGAUCCACGACUCCAUCGCGCAGACAACCAAACAACCUCGUACAGCCAGCACAGGCGAUCGGCGCGGCCAUGGAGAAGCCGCCCAUCCCGAGCAUCAUCUCCACCGUCACCUACUGCUGCGGGGCGUGCGGGUACGACCUGAGGCUGAGCUCGCUGGCGCGGGACACGGCUGGCGGCGCGAGGCGGCGGUGCGUGGGCGCGGCGGAGGUGGUGUUCGACGCCAUCGACGACGCGCGAUUCGGCCACCUAGAGGAGUUCCGGUGGCUGGACGUGCGCGCCUGCCUCCCCUUCUCGCGACGCACGCGCCUGCUCUGCCGCAAGUGCGGCGCCCGCCUCGGCUACGGCUACGACGACACCGCCGCCGCCGAGCGCCCGCCGCGCUACCACAUCAAGAUCCGGGCCCUCCAGCCCGCCCCUGAUCCCUCCCCGGACGCCACGGCACCGUCCGAUCCGUGAUCUGAGGGUCUCGGCGUCUCGCUCGCUCUGCCUGCCGUAUUCUUUGAUUGCCUUGUGCAGCCAGCCGCCUCCGUCUCUUUCUCCUUUCCCUCGAAUCUCCUCCAAAGUCGCUCGCUUGGACCCGAAGGAAGGAAUGAAACAGACUGGUUGAUUCAACUUGAUUGGGAUCCAGAUUUGCUUUGUGAUAUUUCUUAAGCGGAAUUAUUGGUCUUGACUUGGUUGCGUUGUGGGACUGAAAGUCAAAAGUUGUGUACUGUUCAAGUCUGAACUUUCAGUGUUGAUUGCGACACUGCCCGUGCAUCAAUCAUACUUUAAGUUAUUUGUACC